UAGCUUGUAACGGGUGGACAGGUGGGAUAAAAAUUACCUGAACAUUUCCUCUCAACAAACCCGCCAAAAUCACACCAAAACCGGCGGCAUGAGGGAAAUCACUGGCCGGGCAGCAGCCCGCUACAGCCGCCUGAACCAGGAGUCGGACUCCAGCGAGGGAGAGCUCGAAGAAGUCAUCCUUUUCGUCGACAACAGCUACAAGGGCGAGCGGGCGGUUGGGCCGGGGAGACCGUCACGGUGUAGCGUGUGUUGCCACCUGUGUGCUUCGGUCGUACUCUUCCUGAUCGCCGCCGGAUUCGGGCUGCCUGCCUGGAAGGCUUACAAGGGCCCGCUCCGAGACGGGCACGAAACAUACAAGGGUUAUUCCGUGUACCAGCAUGCAGCGGUGGCGACCGACUCAGCGGAGUGUUCCCAGAUCGGUGCGGACACGUUAGAGCGCGGAGGGAGUGCCGUGGACGCUGCCAUCGCUGCCCUGUACUGUCUCGGGAUCAAACAUCCGCACAGCGCGGGGAUAGGGGGAGGGGCGUUCUUCGUCAUCUAUGACAGGGCACGUGGAACAGCAGAAGUUAUCGAUGCUCGAGAGAUGGCGCCCGCGGCAGCCACAAGGGACAUGUUCGGGACUAACAGAACACUGACGGAAAUUGGUGGUCUGGCAAUUGCCGUUCCUGGUGCGGUCAAAGGUCACAUGAAGGCUUACGAGCGCUACGGGAAACUGCCAUGGGGCGACCUCUUACAGCCCGGAAUCGAUCUCGCACGGACGGGAACUACUGUAGACAAGGCACUCGCACACGCGCUCAAGGCCAGUGAAGACAAAGUCAAGUCAUCCGGUCUUUGUGACGUUUUUUGUGACCCGCAAGGCAACGUACUAACGGAGGGGAAAAAGUACAAAAUGUCCGACUUGUCAAGAACGUUAGACAGCAUGGCCAAGCACGGCGGAGAUGUGUUCUAUUCCGGAAACAUCGCGAGAAACCUCGUCGCAAAUAUCCAAAGCCGAGGCGGUAUUAUAACCGGAGACGAUCUAGCCAACUACAAAGUGAACCUAACGCGGCCGGAGUAUGCGGAACUAAAGUCGUCAGGCUUGAGAAUGAUCACCACAGACCCACCGGGGGGCGGCGCAGUGUUUCAAUUCAUUCUUAAGUUAUUAGAAGAAUUUGACUUGAACCCAAGAAGUCUUGACGAAGAAGAUCUUCCAGAAACGGUUCACAAGCUCGCGGAAGCGUUCAAAUUUGCCGCCGCGGAAAGGACGCAUUUAGGUGACGCUAAAUUUGAGGAUGUAUCCGACGAGGUAAAAAAGCUGACCUCGGAUUCGUACGCUGAAAGGAUUGCAACAAAAAUUAACGAGUACAAACACCACACGAGUGACGACGAUGAAGGGUAUUAUGGAGCACGGUUUUACAAUGCGGAGGAUCAUGGAACGACGCAUGUAUCCGUUCUUGCGGCAAACGGCGAUGCCGUUGCGGUCACAAGCACGAUCAAUCAUUACUUCGGGUCGGGCGUUUAUUCGCCGGUUACUGGAGUUAUCCUCAACAAUGAGAUGGCGGAUUUCUCCAGCCCGGGUUUUCCCAGAGAUGACAAACACUUUCCACCAUUUUCAAAAAAUUUCAUCAGCCAAGGAAAGCGUCCACUGUCGUCCACCUGCCCCACCAUCAUGAUAGACAGGGACCAGGAUGUACAGGUGGUGAUGGGGGGGUCAGGAGGGAUGAUGAUACCCACUGCAGUAGCUCAGGUUUUUGCUAACAUGGAGUGGUUUGGUAUGGACCUGGGGGCGGCGGUGGGUAGAGCGAGAAUCCACCACCAACUGGAGCCCAACGUUCUGUACAUGGAGCGCAAACUGUGGGACAACCACGAACUGGUGCACCAUCUCUCGCACUGGCACUACCACCCUUCGCCCACGAUCUACGACGAGGGGAGUUACGCCGCGGUGCAGGUUAUACGUAGGGAAGGGAAGGAGAUACAGGCAUGUAGUGAUCCCCGUAAAGGGGGAAAACCUGCCGGCUACUGAGGGGGUCAUUUUAUGUUAUGUCAUACAUGGGACAUGAUAACGUUUCAGGUACAAGUGUUCUAGAUCAGUUAGUAUUUCACUGUAUUAUACAGGCUUUUACAAUGCAUUAUCAUAUAGCCAGGCGCCGCGGACCAAUCAGAAGGCCCCGUUCCACGUUUGUUAUGACGCCGUAACACAAAGAUUCCCGCCAGCCCAGCGUGUAUCGCCCUUCUGAUUGGUCAGAAUGAAUCGACACCGGUGAUUCAUUCUGACCAAUCAGAAGGAGCGAUACACACUGGAUAUGAAGGCAUUGGCCAAUUAAAAUGAGCGAAACAUAUGCCAGAGCAGAGGGAAUAAGUACAGACUGCAAGAAGGGGGGAAUGACUCCUUCUGUUAACAUUGAUGUUCUAAAGAGCCAAAGACUACAAUGUUACCAAUAUUUUCUGAGGAAAUUUUGGUUUCAAAAUGCAAUCUGUAAUCUCCUUACAAAUGUAUGUACCAAAGAACAUAUGUGAAUUUUCAGAAA
Molecule: messenger RNA, 2507 nt
Organism: Branchiostoma floridae (Florida lancelet)
Lineage: Eukaryota; Metazoa; Chordata; Leptocardii; Amphioxiformes; Branchiostomatidae
Product: glutathione hydrolase 1 proenzyme-like
Exons: 6
Coding region: 89-2002 (637 amino acids)
Biological process (GO): glutathione catabolic process
Cellular component (GO): plasma membrane
Molecular function (GO): glutathione gamma-glutamate hydrolase
Source: RefSeq, a predicted model, not a curated record